AUGGGAAAAACUCGGGGAAAAGAUACUAAGCUUAGCUCAGAGGAAAAAAAAGAGCGAAAACGGCAACGAGAGAGGGAGCGUCGAAGACAAAUAAGAGAUGAUCCAAUAAAAAGAGAGGAGCAAAGAGAAAAGGAAAGAAGAAAAUAUUUACGUCAAAAAAGGGAAAAGAUACGAACAAGUAUAAGCGAAAUGACCUCUAGAGAACAGCGUCAAAAGCGGAAAGACUGGAAAAAUUAUACUAGAGAAUAUAGACUACGAAAGAAAGAAAAGGCAAAACAAAAUGAGCUGUUAGCAAACAAUACUCCUCCCACAUCUGAUGAUGAAAAUGACAUUCCUUUAGUAGCCCCAGGUGUGGCCCCCACACCGAGCCAAGCAAGAGGAAAAAAACUAUCUAAUAGAAACAAGAUGAAACGCCACUUGGAAAGAAAAAAGUUAAAACAAAAAUUAGAAGCUUUGCAAAGAAAGGUUCAACAGUAUAAAAAACGAUUUCAGAGAUUACAAAAGCAAAUGAAUAAUAAAACAAACGAAUCAAUGUCUUCUUUAAACUCGAAUUCUCUAUUAUUGACUCCCAAUACUAGAGUAAAUCUUAUUAUAGAAGAAUCUAAAUCCGAUGCCGAUGUUGUAAAAAAGAAGCUCCUUUUUGGAGAGGUCAUUAAAGAUCAGCUACGUGAAUCCUACAAUAUUCUGAACACUACACGAGAAAAACAGGUGUUUAAAAAAAUUGUGUCUGGUAAUGUAAUCAAAAAAUAUAAUUUGAAAACAAAAUGCUCCAAAUAUUUUAAAUUUAGAAAAACUCCCAGCUACGAGACUUCAGAUCUAAUGACUUACAAGCAGCGAGAUGGAUCACGUAGUUAUUUACUAAGCAGUAUAAAAAAGAAAGUGCAGGAUUUUUAUGAAGAAGACAUAAAUAGUCGUCUUUGCCCUGGCAAAAAAGACUUUGUCACAAGGAAUAAAAUUAGACGACAAAAGCGUUUACUAGGGAACACAAUUAAGAAUUUAUAUAUUAAAUAUAUUAAAAGAAAUCCUAAACCAAACAUAAGUUAUAGGUUUUUUUGUCGCAAUCGACCAUUUUGGGUCAAACCACUGAAGGUAACAGACAGAAACACAUGUCAGUGUAUAAUUCACGCAAACAUGAACUUAAUGGUUGACUGCUUGUAUUCCAAUAAGGUGAUUUCAUCCAAAGCUCAUUCACAUGUUAUAAAAGAUGUGUGUUGUAAUGACCAAAAUGAGAACUGCUUACUUAGAAAAUGCACAGAAUGUAAAAAAUCUAAAAUUUUAUAUAACAGUUUUGAGCCUAACAGGAUUGUGCAGUAUUUUAAAUGGGUAAAUUUAAAGCAAAGCUAUUUUGAUAAAAAAUCUCAGACUACUAAAUUCACCAAGAAAAUUGCAAAGGUACCUUUUCAAUCAAAAUGUUCCCAAAUACUCAAACAAUUUGAACAACAACUUUAUAUAUUUAUGGCCCAUAAAUCACGCAUUGGUCAUCAGUAUAGCUCAAUAGUAAAGCUUAAAGAAACAUUAAAGAAUAAUGAACUGCUCAUACAUUGUGAUUUUAGCGAAAACUACAACCUGAAAUAUUCUGAAGAAGUUCAGUCUUUCCAUUUUGGUGGUUCAAGACAACAAGUAUCCAUGCAUACAACUGUAGUGUACUCCAAUUUGGACAACAGUGCUUGUAAAGCAGUAAGCUUCUGCACACUUUCUGAGUCUUUGGACCAUAAUCCACCAGCAAUAUGGGCCCAUCUUUGUCCCAUAUUAAAAUUUUAUUCAGGGAAAGGGAUUGAAAAACUACAUUUUUUAAGUGACAGUCCGAGUACGCAGUACCGGAAUAAAACUAUGUUUUCAUUUAUUACAAAUAAUCUGCUUACUUACUUUGAGGGCUUUAAAGAUGUCACAUGGAACUACAGUGAGGCGGGCCAUGGCAAAGGGGCCCCUGAUGGAAUUGGUGGGGUUUGCAAAAGAACUGCAGACCGCAUCGUUGCCCAAGGCAGGGACAUUUCCUCUUUUAUGGAACUUGUUGAUAUUUUAAAAGAAAAUUGCCCUGGUGUUAACUUUUUUGUGGUUUCUAAAGCAGAUAUUGAGGUUUUUGAUAACUUGAUUAAAGAGAGUAAGAUUUUACCAUUUCAUGGAACAAUGAAGGUGCACCAGAUCAGAACUUACGCUGGAACUUAUAAACUUUGGUUGAGAAGUAUUUCUUGCUACAAUUGUGCGAAAUAUUGCAGUCAUUACGAAUUAGGAACGCUUGAGUACAAAAAAGCUACCUCAGAAGCCACUAAUAUCGACCUUAGUAAUAAAGACUUGUUACCCAUAUCUAAAAGUCCUAGAGAAAAAGUUAGAUAUGAAGAUGUAUAUAGUGACGACACAGAUGAUGAACCGUGUUGCUCAAAACCUCCUUCGCUUGUAAAAACUGGGUCAUAUGUGCUUGUUGCUUUUACCAAAAAUAAAAUUAAAAAAGAUACAAACAAUAAUUACAGAUAUGUUGGUGUAUGCCAGAGUGACAUUGAUAAUGAUGGGGAAGUCACUGUGACAUUUUUAAAACUAAUCGACGAUCAGAAAAACCUACAAACCUUUAAACUGGAUGAGAAUGAUAAAAGUUAUAUAUUGCAAGAUCAAAUUUUGGAAGUACUUCCUGAACCGAGUUUACUGCUCAAAGGCAAUAGAGUGUUCUAUCGUUUCCAGAAAAACGUCGAUGUGUUUGAAAGUUCCUAAAUUAAAAGUACAAAACUAUACCUGCC
Brassicogethes aeneus is the source of this 2729-nucleotide messenger RNA. Lineage: Eukaryota; Metazoa; Arthropoda; Insecta; Coleoptera; Nitidulidae. The record is from the annotation of a GenBank genome assembly.